GGAGACAGAAUUUUUGGAACAGAACGCAUCCAAAUUUUAGUACUCAUUGGCCACAUGAAAUGUUUUUCAUAGGCUAAACUUGCUUCCGUUUUUUACUUUAUUUUAUUUUCUUCAAUUUAUCAUAGGGUUGUGCAUAAAUACAAGCAGCAAAGCUGAACCAAAAAGAAUACAAAAUUAUGGAUCUCCUUGAGGGAAGCGAAUUAUUUCAAGCUCAAUCCCACUUGUAUAAGCAUGUAUUCAACUACAUAAGUUCCAUGUCUCUCAAAUGCGCAGUUGAGCUUGGCAUACCUGAUAUAAUCCACAACCAUGGCCGACCCAUCACUCUCCCUGAUUUGGUCACAGCACUGGAGAUUCACCCAUCAAAAACUAGCUUCGUUUACAGGCUCAUGUCCCUCUUAGUACACUCCGGUUUCUUUGCUGCAACACUACCACUUGAUAAAAAUCAAGAACGAGGAAAUCACAAUGAAGAAGAAGAAGCAGAAGCAGCAUAUGAUCUCACCCCUUCUUCGAGGCUCCUCCUGAAAGAUAAGCUCCCAUGUCUGUCUCCACUUGUUCUUACGCUUUGUCCUGCUACUUUAGCUCCAUGGCAAUACUUCGGAAACUGGCUUAAAGGGGAUAACGGAACUACUCCAUUUGAAAUUGCACAUGGAAUGAAGCUUUGGGAAUAUGCAGAACAGAACCCUGCAUUUAACAGCCUAUUCAAUGAAGCAAUGGCCAGUGAUUCUGGGAUGCUGAACUUGAGUAUUAGAGACUGCGAACCUGUUUUCCAAGGCUUGGGUUCUUUGGUUGACGUAGGAGGAGGUACAGGAAAAGUUUGUAGGAUCAUCUCCGAGGCAUUUCCUCGGUUGAAGUGCACAGUGCUUGAUCUGCCCCAUGUUGUUGCUAAUUUACCAGACACAGAGAACGUGAAGUUUAUUGGAGGUGAUAUGUUUCACUUUAUCCCUCCAGCUGAUGCUAUUAUGCUUAAGUUGAUUUUACACGAUUAUAGUGACGAGGAAUGCUUGAAGAUUCUGAAGAAAUGCAGAGAAGCAAUUCCAAGCGAUGACGGAAAGGUUAUUAUCAUAGAUAUAGUAAUUAGCAAGGAUAGAGAGGAGCACCAAGUGACUGAAACAAAGCUGUGCUCUGACAUCUCGAUGAUGCUUAUGCUUACUGGAAGAGAGAGAAGCGAGAGAGACUGGGAAAAGCUCUUCCUUGAGGCUGGUUUCAGAAGCUUCAAGAUUUUACCCUUACUUGGUUUAAGGUCUCUAAUUGAGAUUUAUCCUUGAUUGGGAAUCCUCAUUCUACUUUGAAAAAAUUUUAGCAUGAUGAUAAGCAGUCUUAUAUUUAUUGUAAAUUUUUUUUUUUU
This is a messenger RNA of Ziziphus jujuba (common jujube), 1345 nucleotides long. RefSeq names its product trans-resveratrol di-O-methyltransferase. The coding region runs from base 177 to 1265 and encodes 362 amino acids. Gene Ontology annotation, molecular function: O-methyltransferase activity; protein dimerization activity; S-adenosylmethionine-dependent methyltransferase activity. Gene Ontology annotation, biological process: methylation. The transcript is spliced from 2 exons. NCBI's taxonomy places the organism in Eukaryota, Viridiplantae, Streptophyta, Magnoliopsida, Rosales, Rhamnaceae. The record is from RefSeq and is a predicted model, not a curated record.